AAGUGAAACUAAAAGGCUCCAGCAGCAGCUCGGCUGGAAGACGGUUGUGUUGUGGAGUGUCAGCUGAAUCUCUGCGUAGUUUCAGCAACAAUGUCUUCAGUUCAGCAUCUGAGAGAGUUUAUCAGAGAGCGACUAACUGCUGCUGCUGAAGAAAUCUUCUCAGAGGUUGAGAAAACCAUCGUCCGCUACGAGGAGGAGCUCCAUGGUCUCCGCAGGAUGAUGGCUAUCAGCUGGAAACCAGAACUAAAGCUGAGCAGAACCGCCAUGGAGCUGCAGAGACAAAGUUCUGGUAGGUCCGGAUAACGGUGCUGAUGUGUUCCAUGGAGCAGUUGCUGAUAGUUGCUGCAACUGCAGCUGCUGUUGCUCAACAGGGCUGGACAGCAACUGGGUUUACUCAGAGCUCUGGUGCUGCAGAGGUUGAUGGUUCUGAAAGGCUGCAGCAGAACCAGAACAUGUCUGGUACCAUCGGUUCAGUCCAGACUGCGGAUGUUAACCAGGGCUGCCAAUCAGUGUGGAGGACACUUUAUCCUGGAAACUUCACAUCCUUACCUCCAGAAGCCACAUGUCUCCAUGGAGGAGGAAGCUUCUGCCAUCCAACAGCUCUGCAACCAGAGGAGAAGGUCCAGUCAUAACCAGGAGGAAGCAGAACCUCAGUGGUCUGAGGAGGAACAGAUGGAACCAGAUCCUCCUCUGACUGAAGAACAGGAGGAACCAGAACCUCCACUGAUUGAAGAACAGGAGGAACCAGAACCUCCACUGAUUAAAGACGAGGAUGAAGGCCAAGAACUUCCACAGGUUAAAGAACUUGAGGAACCAGGAUGGAUUAAAGAGGAAAAUGACAAACCUGAGUCCUCAAUGGCUAAAGAGGAACAGAAGGAAUCAGAACCUCCCCUUAUUAAAGAAGAGAAGGAGGAGGAAGUACCAGAACCUCAACAGGUGGAAGAACCAGAGGUAUUAGAAUAUCCACUGACGGAAGAUGUAAAGGAGGAACCAUAUUUUUUAUGGCUUAAACAAGAACAACAGAUACCAGAACAUUUACCAACUAGAGGUGACCAGAUGGACCUCUGCAACAUUCAAGAGGGGAAAAACCUUGUCCACAAGUCCAUUGCUGUGAUGGAGACUUCUACCCUUCAGGGAUGUGAAGGAGAACCAAGAACUGAGCAGAAUUCCUUUUACAUCCCUCCUGUAGUUGAAACCAAAGAUCAAGAAGGAAGCAGCUCGGCUGGGUCAGAGAGUCAGUCUCAUACUGACACAAAGAGAAUGCCUUUCAGAUGUGACAUUUGUGGGAGAUCUUGUAAGAAUAAGUAUAGAUUGGAACGGCAUUACAGAACCCACACUGGCGAGAGACCUUUUACCUGUCAGACAUGUGGGAAAGGUUUCGCUCAAAUUGGUGAUUUAAAUAUUCACAGGAGAUCCCAUACAGGAGAGAGACCUUUUUCAUGUCAAACAUGUGGAAAAACAUUCUCUCGGAUUGACAAUUUAAAUGUUCACAAGAAAAUUCAUACAGGUGAGAAACCCUUUUCAUGUCAAAUUUGUGGCAAAGGUUUCAUUGGACGUUAUCACUUAAACGUUCACCAGAGAAUACACACCGGGGUGAGACCUUUUUCAUGUGACAUAUGUGGGAAAAGCUUCAUUGAAGUCAGGAGACUGAAUAUGCACAUGAAACAAAUACACCAAAGUGAGAAGUAGUCAUUUGACUUGUACACAGACUACUAAUUAAAAUAUUGUAUUAUAACUUUUCUCAGCAAUUUUCUUUUUGUAAUUUGGCUGCUGCUAUUGGGUAUUCUAAUAAUCUAUUAAUCUGCGACAACAUAGGUUGAUUAAAUCAUAUAAUCACUAUAGCCUUUUAAACAUUAUUACUUUCAGAAUCAGCUUCAUUUGCCAAGUAUGUGGACACAUACGAGAAAUUUGACUCUGGAUUUUGCAAUGCUCUCCGUAUGCUUCAUUAUACCAAAGUACGAUAACACAUUAAUACGGUCAUAAAAGACAGACAGAUUGAGACAAUAGUGUAAUGGCAGAGCACAAGGAUAUAGGAUAAGUCUGAUGUGUAAGAGCUCUUCUCCGGUAUAAUGGUGCGUCCCAUUUGUCCUCUGUAGUCGAAAUUCUCAACCUCUGGGUUGGAAAAUUUAACUGGAACGAUCCCUAAAGUCAGUAUUACGAGUCGGGAAUUCGGUCCAACAGGAUGGUACCCGACUUUGAUAUUCAUGAUGGCUGUUACUCGCAGCAGCAUUGCGUCAAACCUCAUACUUUGACUGUUUGUAGCAAGUCUCUGUUAUUUAUGUAACAUUUAGUCAGUCGUACAGGUGCUGCCUUUUAGUGUUCAUCAGACGGGAUGUUUAAGCUCUGUUUAUUUGCACAAACCCAGACAUCCCUCUGCCAAACGAUAUCCUCCUGGCCUCCUCCCAGUGGGAUGUGCCCAGGAGGUAUCCUGCUCAGAUUCCCAAACCACUUCAAGUGACUCCUUUAAAUGGAGAGAAGAAACGGCUCUACUUUGAGCUCCUCUCUAAGGCUGAGCCCGGACACCCUCCGGAGGAAGCUUGUUUUAGCCACUUGUAUCCAGGAUCUUGUUCUUUUAGUCAUGAUCCUCACCUCAUGACCCUAGGCGAGCGUUGAAAC
Messenger RNA from Fundulus heteroclitus (mummichog), 2616 nucleotides. RefSeq names its product gastrula zinc finger protein XlCGF48.2. Lineage: Eukaryota; Metazoa; Chordata; Actinopteri; Cyprinodontiformes; Fundulidae. The record is from RefSeq and is a predicted model, not a curated record. Gene Ontology annotation, biological process: regulation of transcription by RNA polymerase II. The coding region runs from base 421 to 1689 and encodes 422 amino acids. The transcript is spliced from 3 exons. Gene Ontology annotation, molecular function: DNA-binding transcription factor activity; RNA polymerase II cis-regulatory region sequence-specific DNA binding.